AUGGUCCAGAAGUUUGUACGGGACCGUCGCGCAACCAGAAAGCGCACAACGGCUGUCGAGGUCAAGGAGAUGUGUGUCCACGACAUCGACGUGGAUGACAAGAAGCAGUUCGCAGCAUCCUAUCGUACCAUGCAACGCUUCCUCGAAGCUCAAGGGUACAAGCGAGGCCGCCGGAAGGGCUACUCGACAUACCACCUGUCCAAGGCCAUCGUUGCCGGGAUACUGGACUUCCCAACGAUGGCCAGCAAGGUCAUGGCUCUCGAUAUUUUCACCGGAGGGAAGUCCCGAGCAAAGGAGCCGAAAGAUUACCACGGGAUGUUCGAUCAUGCAUACUACGUGAAGUGUUUCGGUCGCCUUCUGGACGAAAUGGAUGCUAGCGGGGUUACCAAAGCCCUCAUCGUACUCGACAACGCUAAGUACCACAAAUGCCUGCCCGAGUCAACACCAACGAGUGGACGUCGCAAGUCCAUCCUGUUGGAUGCGUGUCGUUUGUACGGUAUUCAAACCACUGGCAAGGAGUUCAAGAGUGAGCUGUGGGAUAUGCUGGCAUCUCACAUUAAAGCACACAUUCACCCCGUCAUCGUGGAAAUGGCCAAGCAUCGUGGGCAUUGCGCGAUUGUGAAGGGAGAGGUUGGUCGACAAUACACGGACAUGACCAAGUUCGCGGAUAUGAAAAUUCGCCUCGAAGCUGCAUUUGCCAACCUGAAACCCAACUCCAUCAAAGGGUGUGUGCGUGCUGCACAAGAGAAGUUGAAGAAGUUGCACGAGCAUCUUGUGCAAAUCGAUACACUCGUAUCCGAUGAAGAGUCAUCAGAUGACAGCGACAAUUCAAGUGACGAUGGUGGCGACUCUGAUAUGGCAAAGCACCGCCAUGAUCGGCAUGCACGCCGCCAGCGGCCACGCCCCGCGCCGUCAUUCGCGCACUCUGCGUACCACGACGUCCUUUGCAACCACGCUAUUUUGGCGCUUCUCUUGCAGUUCCAACACGGGGUGUUCUACCAGCUAUUGCCUCGCUACAGGUCGUGGACGCGGCAAUUCCUCUCUGGCGCGCUGACGGGGCUUACCCAACGGGAACUGCACUUGAGCUCACAAACAGACCCUCGGUACAUCGUCCACCGCGCCAUAUUCGACAACGACCUCGCUUCGGUCCUACUAUUGCAACGAUGUCGGCCUCACCUCCUCACCUCUGCCGCGCUGCCACUAGCGGCCGCAUCUGGGCAUGUCGAGAUGACCGCCUUCCUGCUCGAUCUUGGGCUAAGCUCGUCGAAUGCAUUGGACUUCGCCGCCGCGAACGGACAUGUGGCUGUGUGUCAACAGCUACAGGACACACCCUCUACACCGAAUGCCGUGAAUGCCGCGGCCACCAAUGGACAUUUGAACGUUGUGAAAUUCCUCCAUAGCCUAAACCAGCACGAGGCCACUACGGACGCCAUGGACGGGGCCGCCCAGCACAAGCACUUGGACAUAGUUCAAUUUUUGCACUUCCACCGAUCGGAGGGCUGCACGACGCUCGCCAUGGAUUCAGCAGCGUUAAACGGCGAUUUACCCAUGUUGGAAUUUCUGGAUACACAUCGAGCCGAAGGAUGCACUCCGCGCGCGAUGGACAUGGCUGCCACGCAUGGAUACAUGGAGAUUGUGCGGUAUCUCCAUACACAUCGCCCUGAAGGCUGUACGACCCUAGCCUUGGAUAGCGCUGCGACAAGUGGUCACGAUGACAUUGUUCGCUUUUUACACGAGAAUCGACAAGAAGGCGCUACCGCAAGAGCAAUGGACGGUGCCGCGACGAAUGGACAUUUGAAAACGGUGAUGUUUUUACACACCCAUCGACGCGAAGGGGCCACGUGGCAGGCCCUCGAUGGAGCAGCGAAAUAUGGACAUUUGAACGUUGUGGAAUAUUUACACACCCACGGCCUCAGCACAGGCGACGCAGCGUUCGCACUGGCAUGUGGGAAUGGACAUCUGAAAGUUGUGAAAUAUUUGUACGACAAGCGAGGUGCCACCGGUGACGUGGCGGCGGCGAUGGAGGCGGCGGUGGAAAAUGGACAUUUGAACGUGGUGAAAUUUUUGCACAUGCACCGUGUGGCCAAAGUGACGAAAUACGUGCUUCAAUUGGCGGUGGCUUGCCAACACCAAAAGAUUGUGCAGUAUUUGAGAAGGCGAUGACAAAUAUCAGUUUAACGUUAUGUUUGAAGUACAGUAUCGGUUUACAG
Aphanomyces astaci is the source of this 2210-nucleotide messenger RNA. RefSeq lists its product as hypothetical. The coding region runs from base 1 to 2163 and encodes 720 amino acids. The transcript has 8 exons. Lineage: Eukaryota; Oomycota; Saprolegniomycetes; Saprolegniales; Verrucalvaceae. The record is from RefSeq and is a predicted model, not a curated record. Gene Ontology annotation, molecular function: protein binding.